CCCGCCCAGUCGCCGACCGCCCGCCUUGCAUCGCACGCGCAUCCAAACAGAAUAAUUCAAUUUGCAAUUACACAGCAUAUGGAUACACGAUAAGAGCAAGUUAAAAUGUCUUUCCGAAAUUAUUAUGAUUCAUCGUCGUAUAAUAGAAAUAGAGACGCGGGAAGGUCUACGAUCAACACAGCCACAGAACGUCCAGCAUCACUUACUACAAAAUACACUACGACUUCAUCCAUAAAGACAUCCAGUAUUCCAGUACUUUCCGAUCGCAAUGCCCGCGAAGAAACUCCAAUCAGUGCCAUUGCGAAUAGAUAUGCUAGCUACAAUAAAACAAAUAUUGAUAAAUCACAUACACCAACCACAUCCUCUAAGUACGAGAAAAAAGAUUAUUCAAAACUAUCAAUUCCAUCCGUCAGUACAAAUAAAAGCAGAGAAGUUAGUCCUGUAUCUUCAACAUCGAAAUAUAAGCUAAACAGGCAUUCACGUCAAGCUAGCCCCGAAAGAAAAACAAGUAAAGGUUUUAAAGAAAAAUGUAAAGAUAAUGGAUCCACAGAACGCGACAAAGACAUUCCAACAAAGACUGAAAAGUCCUCAGGCUACAGCAGUCUGUCGAACUACAAACUUUAUCCCCGUUCUGUAAGUUACACUCGUCCUGUUUCGAGAGCAGAUUCAAAACCGGAAAUAAAUUACAAUCGUACGACCACAAGAACUGAAACCAAACCCGAAAUUAAUUAUACCCGCCCCACAACAAGAAAUGAAACAAAAUCUGAAAUAAAUUUCAGCCGCCCAACAGCAAGAUCCGAAAUAAAACCUGAAAUUACUGUAAACAGAUAUGCAAUAGCCAACCGUUUGUCAUCUUCGUCUUAUCUUAGAAGCCCGACACCAGUUAAGCGACCUUCAGUUUCUCCUGUUAAUCAUAUAGAAAUUCCAAAACAUGAACCAACAAAACCCGUCUUACCAAAUAUUAUAGUUGAGGAGAAUAAUUUGCCACAGAGAGAUGUUUCAGACGUAAAUAAUAAAGACAAAAAUCAAAUUGAUGUAGAUGACGACAAAGAAUUAGAAACUGUCACAGUAAUAACACGACAUACAUCGCCAACGCCACCUGGAUCUUCAUCUUAUGUUCGAAUAAGAAGAGCUGACCUGGCUAAAACGAUAGAAAAAAUAAUAACUAGAAAGAAAAAAAGACCAGAAGCAAUUGACAAAGAAAUCCAAUCUGACAGAUUAGAUGAUCCCACAAGAACAAGUCGGUUUGCGGGUACCAGCAGGACAAGUGUUACGAACUGGACAUAUUAUUCUCCAAACAUUAACAGCUAUACAGGUUAUGCAGGAAGAUAUUCAACACAGUAUUCUACACUAAGAGAUAAUUCAAAUUCUUACAGAGACAGAUGUAGCCGAAGUAGAAGCAAAGAACCUGUUGUAAAAGAAAGUACUCAAGAAGAAACUUCGGCAAAUAUGCAAGACAAUGAAUGUAAUGAUCAAGAUAAUAGAAUUUCAGAUUUUCCUCAAGAUGUCAUUAAUAUAUACGAAAAUAAUAAGGACGAUGAAACAUCUGAAAUCAUUAUAAAUGUUAAUUUGAAAUUAAAAAAAGCAAGAAGCCCAUCUGCUGUUUCUAUGACGGAACUCGUUUCUCCAGAAAUUACUAUUACAAAUAAUCAACUACCUCCUCAGCCUCCAAAACCAGAGGGUACGAGUAAGAUUAAAAAAGGAAAAGGGCGAAAAUCGAGUACGGAUUCUACAGAUUCAAAUUCCACUAAAAAGCUAAAAAGAAGGAGUAAAUCUGUUAGUUCAACUGAUUCUGAUCAAGGUAGUGAAAAAGGCAGUUGCAGUAAUGCUUCUUCAAGUAAUAAUAUAACAAAAAAUUUAAAAAAGACUAAAAUACAAAAUGGUCCUCAGAGCAUAAAACAUUACAAAUCAAGAGACAGUAAUAGCCCGGAAUCAAGCUUAACAUUAUCAUCAUCCAUAAGUGAAGAUGAAAAUGCAUCCAAAUCAAAAACGAACGAUAUCUCACGAACAUCAGCAGAUGAAACAUCUUUACCAACUGAUACAUCUAAUAAGCAUUCCUCUACAACGGCAUCACAUAAAAAUGAAAAUGGAACGGAAGAAGCAAAAUCAUUUUUAAUUAGGGCAUUGGCACCUGUUACUAAUCUUUUUAAACUACGUCACCAGGAUUCCAGUGAUAAUAAUAAAUGGAUUGAUAAUUCCACAUCAGAUUCAACUAGCAAGGAUGUUUCAACACUUCUAUCAGACAAUGCUGUAAGCAAAAAUAAAUGUCACACUGAUAAUGUAGUCGCUUCAAAUGAAGACAAUCUAGUCAAACUAAAAGGGAUCCGCCGAAUUGAAUCUGGUGAAAGAUCGUGGUGGCUAGAAUCAGAAAACAGUAAUAAAAGUAAUACUGAUACCAGUACUUAUGAGACGGCUAAUGAGAAUAAGAACGAAUCUCAACUUAGGCAACUGAAAAAAUCAGAAAGUAAUGAUUCAAAAAGGUCGUCAAAGAAAUGCUUAUUUAUAGAUGAAGAAAAGCCUUGGUGGUUAGACAGUAAUGCAAAUAUACCAGAAGGUAUUGAAAGGCUAACUCCACCUCGAAAAUCUUCCAGCGAAGAUGAUAGAACUGAAGAAAAGAAUUAUAAUUUCUAUAAACUUCGACAAAUGGAAUCUGGAGAACAAAAGGAUUGGUUUUUAUCAAGUAAUGACAGUUCUUCUAAAAAUAAUAAAACAGACUCACCCAAUAACUUGAGUCUAAGUAAAUCUGGUUCCGACCAAAAAACGUUUCCUUUCAGACGAAUAAGACAUAUUGAAUCUGGUGAGAGACCUUGGUGGUUAUCGAGUGAUAAAAACAUUCCAGAAGGUAUUGAAAAGUUACCCACUCCGCCACCUCAAGAAGAAAGUGAUUCUUCUGAUUCCGAAGAAGUUGAAGUAUAUAUGCCAUCUUCACAAAUACCUCCUUUCCCGUUACAUUUACCUGACGAUGAACCUCUGGGUGAUCGGAGAAGCCCGGAAGGGCUAGAAACCCCCAAUUAUGCAGAGCUGUAUAGAGAUCGAAGCUCGCCAUAUGAGAAUAACUGCAACUAUAGAAGUCGUAAUAAUUUGUCAUAUUCUAAAGGUGCAAAAUAUAUUUCACGGUACACAGACAUCGAUGAUAUAUUAGGAAAUUCAAACCAGAUUUACAGUCCAUUCGUGGAUUCCAUAUUAGCAAAACGGACCAAUCACAAUAUUUCAUAUGAUGAUGAUGACGAUGAUGAAUGUGAAGAGAUAGAUCCGACUCAAGUUAGAAUCCAUGACAGCACAGCGCAAAUGCCUGUUAUCAGAAAAGUGCAUUCCAGGAAUGAUUUGAUCGACUACGACGAUGAGGAUCAAUUGGAUGAUGCCACACUCCAAGUCUUCAAAGACGGUGACUACGGACCUUACUUGGACCUUGACUCAACACUGGGCGAACAAGAUGAAGAGUUGGAGGGCUUACAAGAAAGCCGCAAAAAUGCCUUGGUUCUACGCACCCAGCUGUCGGUCAAAGUACACGCAAUUAUUGAGAGGCUUCUACACUCUCAAGGGAAGGAGCUGCGUAAGGCACUCUUCACUGUCAAACAGAUGCUCAAAUCCGAAAAGGACCUGGUCCAUGAGUUCGUCGCAAACGACGGACUGGACUGCCUCAUGCAGAUCAGCGCGAAAGAGGAUCCGACGUACCUAGAUUACAUACUGCGUGUAAUUGGACAGAUUCUUAUCUAUGUAGAUGGUAUGCAUGGUGUGAUGGACCAUAAGGGUUGUAUCCAGUGGUUGUAUUCCUUAACAGCAAGCAAUUUCAGACAUGUUGUAAAAACAACUUUAAAAUUAUUGUCAAUAUUUGUGGAAUACACAGAGACCAACAGCCUUCUCCUCAUCGAUGCUAUAAACUUCGUUGAUAAAUCAAACGGCAGGCCCGCUUGGUAUAAUAUUAUAAAAAUACUCCAAGAUUUUGAUGCUUCCGAUACUGAACUUCUAAUAUGCGCAACAAAUUUAAUAAACAUAUGUCUAAUAAAUAUACCAGAUAAGAAUAUGUAUUAUGAUCAAGUCGAUACUCUUCAAGAUCAAGGUAUAGAUGAUAUUAUCCAUUUGUACAUGUCCAAGCAAGGGACGGAUUUAGAUUUGUUACGACAAUUGCAAAUUUUCGAAGCAGUUUUGAUGUACGAAGAUGGUGAUGAUACCGAUACAGCGAUUAAACAAUUAGACGAUUCUAUAAUUAAAUCCAUGAGAAGACGAAAUAUUAAUCUGCCCAGCACCGAAACAAGAAAAUCUAAAAAAUACCAGAUGAAGGAAAAAGCCAAACAAGCCAUCAUGUCCAGUAAGGAAACUGAAAAGAAAAUUUCAAUCACUAACAAUGUUCGAUCUCCUAACCUUACCUCAUUGAAAGAAAAAGAAAACAUAGAACUGAGUACAGCUUUAAGAAAACGAAGGGACAGAUUUGCCCGACAAGCUCACCACAUUAUUCAACAAGAAGAAUUACUCAAUCAUUCAAAUGAUAUUUAUAAUGGACUUUUUGGUAUUAAAAAGGAAGAGAAAAUAAAUGUAAUUAAUAAUGAAAAGGAUACUAAUAAUAGUAAUAACAUUUAUUCUAAUAUGAACGGCAAACACCUAGGGGUGAAUGGCGGACUGAAUGGAUAUUGCAAUGGCCUCAAUGGUCACAAAGAAGAAGACAAAGGAUAUAGUAAUAAAACUACAAAACUGUCUAAUCCACCGGAUGUUUUAAUUAAUGGAAACCAAAGAUAUACUUCCGGUCUAAAACAAAGGAUACAAAAUGGUACUCUAGGUCACAGUGUCAACGCUUGUGAUGCACUGGCAGUUAUUCGCCAAAAACAACUCGAUAUUAAUCCAGAAAAACCUGAUAGAGGAAUUAUUUUGAAUAGAGAACAUAGCAUCAAAGAUUUGGCACAAAGGCUAACGAGCCCUAUUAGCCAUGUUCCGGAAGACAAACCAAUACGAGUAUCUGAUAUGGCUGGUAUAGUUUCAAAGGCUAAAGAAGAAUUGGCUAAAUCUCAAUCCAAAGAAAUAAUUAAAAGUCCCACAAUAGAAAAGAGUCCUAAAUUACACGAAAUUAAAGUGUCCGAAAAUGAUCUCCACUGGGAAGAACUGAAAAAAGGUUGUCUCAAUCGAGAAUUUCACUUAUGUGAUCUGGAUUUCUCUGAUUUGCGUCAAGAUUCGGACGACGAUAUGAUGUCACCGGCUGUGAAUGCAGCAAAUGGACCACCUCCACCACCUCCUUCGAUGCUUCCCUCCGUUGGCGUACCGCCACCUCUUCCUGGAUAUUUCCCGACUCUGACAAAAACCAAAAAGUUCCACAAUCAAUCCCUUCCAGCUGAGUUAUUAAGUGACUCCGAUACGUCAACAAUUAGGAAAAAUAAGAAAACUGUUAAAUUAUUCUGGCGUGAAAUCCAAGAAACCCCCUUCCCUACAACAGUCAGAGAAAAAGUAGGUGGGUUUAUUUGGGAUGACCUUCCCGAAGUGAACUUAGAUACCGCAAUGUUGGAACAUCUUUUUGAAUCGCGAACAAAUGAUCUGAUAAUCAAGGAGAAAUUAAUGGAGCCAAAGAGGAAUCUCAUACUAGAUGCGAAACGGUCUAAUGCUAUAAAUAUUGCAAUGAAAAAGCUUCCCACGCCACAAACCAUUAAAGCUGCAAUAAUGAAAAUGGACGCAACUGUCAUAGGAAGAGAGGGAAUAGAGAAGUUACUGACAAUGCUUCCCACUGAAGAAGAAAAAGUAAAAAUUCAAGAAGCACAGUACGCCAAUCCAGAUCUGCCUCUUGGGAGUGCAGAACAGUUCCUACUAACACUCGCUUCGAUAAAUGAAUUGCCAUCAAGGCUUAAGCUAUGGGUUUUUAAACUUGACUUCGAUAAUUUAGAGAAAGAAAUUGCUGAACCCCUUAUGGAUCUGAAGCAAGGAAUUGAAUUAUUAAAAGCAAACCGAACAUUCAAAGUCAUCCUUUCUACGUUACGAUCUGUCGGUAGCUUCUUAAAUGGUAGCCAAGUUAAAGGUUUCCGCCUCGAAUAUUUAUCCAAGGUUAUGGAAGUCAAGGAUACAGUUCAUAAGCAUCCGUUGUUAUAUCACAUUUGUGAGAUGAUCAAAGAAAAAUUCUCGGACACGACAGAUUUCUUUAGCGAGGUCGGUCCUGUUAUUCGUGCAUCAAAAGUGGACUUUGACGUGUUAAGUAACAACCUUCUUAAAUUAGAAGCAGACUGUAAGGCGUCAUGGGACCACAUGAAAAAAGUUGCCAAACACGACGGAACACAAAUUUACAAAACUAAAAUCAAUGACUUCAUAACUGACGCCGCUGAGCGUAUCAUUUUGCUAACUUUAAUAAAAAAGAGGGUGAUGAGUAGAUACAAUAAGUUCCUAUUGUACCUCGGGGUACCACCAGCAGACAUACCAAAAACUAGGCCAUCAGAAUUCCUUAAAGUUAUAGCUGAAUUCGCUUUGGAAUACAGAACAACUAGAGAACGAGUGUUACAACAGUUAGAAAAGAGAGCCAACCACAGAGAGAGAAAUAAGACGAGAGGCAAAAUGAUUAUAGAUAUUGGAAAGUAUUCAACUAAAGGCGGUGACCACACGGCUGACAAUGCACUGAAAGAACUUCUCAAGACUGAUGCAGACACCGAUAUACUCACAGAAGGUCGUCGCAAAAGCCAGCCCUGCACUAAUAAGAAAAUACUAGUAAAUGGUGACAUAUCAGCUGUUGAAGAAAUAAUCGAAAGCUUAGUUCGUUCAAAACCCUCCACGGCAAGGGAUCGUCGAAGAAACCGUAUCUCGGACAAGAAAAAUUUUAACAGAACUUUGGAUGGACAUUCAUCUUGGCCUGGGAGAGAAAGCAGCGAUGGGUCUACAAUAAAUAUGCAACAAAGAUAAUUACAUUAUUAACAAAAUUAAAAUAUGAGCGAAUUUUUUAAUCGCGCGAAUUUUAAUUUUAAGCUAAUACAAUUUUUAAUUUUGUAUCAAGUAUCAUGUUGAGUCACUAGAAUAUAAUGUGAAACAAAAAUAUUAUAUUAAAGACUCUUGUAACUUUUAAGCAGCUGUUUUUAUCGAAUUAUUGUCCUUUAACUAUAUUAAUUAUUAUACUUAAAUGCUUCUUUCUCAAAAAAAUGGCGGGGCCAAUUUAAAAAUUACGGUUUAAUGAUCUGAUGAAUGUAGGUAGGUAGGUUUAUCUAAAUGUAUUUGAAAUGCAGUGAUUACAGCAAGUACAAUGAACAUGUAAAUUGUAUUAAGUAGGUAUUUUAUUUCCAAUAAUAUAACUUAUCGUCUUCGUUAAAUAAUUACAUUAUUGUAUAAUUUUUAUAAACAUCUCAAUUAAUUAAACGCCGAUAGGAAUUUUAUCUUACCCAGAUUCGAAACAGAUGAUUGAUUAUAUUUCACUGACCUGAAUACCGUAUAUACCUAUAUUAAUUUCUCUGUUUUGUGUAAUUAUUGCGUGAUCUAGGUAACUAUGCAAUUAGGUAUUAAAAGUUUCCAUAAGAAAUAUCUCCUUGUUGUAAAUUAUUUAAUAUUAUAGCGGUAGCUGUAAAGAAUAAUCUGCGAGCUACGUGAACAUAUUAUUAAGGCCAAUCAAUGGACAUUAAUUUGAAAUAUAACAGAAAAAAUAUUUUAAUGACAAAAGUUGAAGUGCCUUCUUCCAAUUAAGUAGAUAGAUAUUGAAAAACCAUUUACUUAGAAUACUUACAACCAAAUAUUCUACUGCUGAGUUGAAUAGUUUUAUAUAAAUUAGGUAAAUACUUGUGGCUUAGAAUUUGUCUAGAAAUCAGUAUAAACGUUAUAAUUGUUAAACUUCGGUGCUUAUAAUUAAUGUGAUUUAAAUAAACCAUCUAAGGUAAAAUAUCUAACGUAUAAUUUUAAUGAGUACCUAACAAUAAUAAUCUUUGAACUUGGCAAUGUUUAAUUUAGGUAAUAAUUUUUGUAUUGUAUGUAUUUUCUAAUUCCCUUGUAUUUAUUGUAAAUGUAAAUAUUCAAUUUCAAAUAAAAAUAAUAAAAA
Messenger RNA from Colias croceus (clouded yellow), 7981 nucleotides. RefSeq lists its product as uncharacterized. The transcript has 21 exons. Bases 106 to 6864 code for a protein of 2252 amino acids. Gene Ontology annotation, cellular component: cytoplasm; cytoskeleton. The record is from RefSeq and is a predicted model, not a curated record. Gene Ontology annotation, biological process: cortical actin cytoskeleton organization; actin filament network formation. NCBI's taxonomy places the organism in Eukaryota, Metazoa, Arthropoda, Insecta, Lepidoptera, Pieridae. Gene Ontology annotation, molecular function: actin filament binding.